Mercenaria mercenaria is the source of this 3840-nucleotide messenger RNA. Its product is annotated as peroxidase mlt-7-like. NCBI's taxonomy places the organism in Eukaryota, Metazoa, Mollusca, Bivalvia, Venerida, Veneridae. Bases 144 to 2384 code for a protein of 746 amino acids. Gene Ontology annotation, biological process: response to oxidative stress. The transcript has 16 exons. The record is from RefSeq and is a predicted model, not a curated record. Gene Ontology annotation, molecular function: heme binding; peroxidase activity.
UACAAUUUAUUUAAAAAGAACUGCGCAUUUUUGACUACCCAUAUGUGUGCAGCAAACCGCGUCAAGCGUAGAGACGCAGCAUAAAAGUAUAUAAUAUUUCAUAAUUCAUUUCGUCUGGAGUUUUCGGCUAGCUGUCAAGAGUGAUGCGGUUCCUUGUAUUUAGUUUGGCAUUUUGUGCCAUUUUUACCUACUGUUUGGCAAAUCGUCCAAAACACGAUGUUUCUGAAGACAACUACUUAGAACUUGUCCGAGAGAUUGAAGACGAGAUUGCGAAGGAAAAUGAGCUGAAGCAUGAAGCAAGAGAGAAAGACAAUUUAGAACAAGCGAGAGAGGAAAAUGGUCAGGAAAAAGCAAUAGUUGGAAACUACGAUGAACCACCAUACACUGAUAAGGAAAUAAGCUAUCUACAACUUGCUAGAGAAGUUUCCGAUCAAUACAUGGAGGAGAUUCGGAGAGAGAAUGAAGAAUCAGAAAAUGUUGGUGCAAGAACAGCAAGCGAUUCUUUACGCGCUUUCAGUCACCCAAGCCGAAGAACACAGAUGCUUGCAGAAGAAAAUGAAAGACAGGAUGCUGAACUAGAGACUUUGCAGAUGCUAGCUUCGGGUGAAAAUUUGCGUAUGCGGAACUUGCCAGACCUGACAGCUAAAACCGUUCAAGAUGAUCCUACAUGUAAUACAAAGCUUGAUUGUGAGGGUAAAAAUUUGAACCUGGUUGACGGAAAAGAGUUUCGGACAAUUACUGGCACAUGCAAUAACAAACUUAACUAUACCUGGGGCAUGGCUGGAGCUCAGCAUCGCAGGCUGUUGCCAAAUGCCUACAAUGAUGGAAAAUGGAAAAUUCGAAAAUUAAGUGUCACCAGUCGACCACGUAAGAAGGUAUUUUUACCUUCGGCACGUAAAAUCAGCAACGUGGUUCAUAAAACAACAAAGCCGAAACCUGAAAACGAGGACUCUAUUUCCCUUGGUUUGUUCUACUUCAUGCAGUUUAUUGAUCACGACCUGGCCAAAACAGCUGAAGGUCAUGUUCGCAAAAAGAAGAUAUGUUGCAAAACCCCGACAAAGGCAACAAAGUUUUGUUUGCCAAUAGUAGUUGAGGAAAGUGACGAUCAAUUUGACAAGGAUGAUUGCAUGGAAAGCCGCCGUAGCUUCGUUGUAUACCGUUGUAACGACAAUGUCCGCAACCAGAUCAAUGAAAUAACAUCGUAUUUGGAUGCCAGUAUGGUUUAUGGGUCCAGCGAAGAGGAAGAGGAUACUCUCAGAACCAAAAAAGCUGGGCUUCUUAAAAUGAGUACAGAAGAUUUUUUGCCAAUCUCCGAACGGGCUACUUCUCUUCCGUGCAACGCCACAGACGUAAGCACAUGCUAUGAAGCAGGUGACACAAGGGCAAAUGUACACCCAGGACUCCUCACAUAUCAUACGGUUUUUGCACGUGAGCAUAAUCGUAUUGCCAAAGAACUUCGGAAAGUCAACAGUGGAUGGAGUGACGAGAGACUCUAUCAGGAAACGAGAAAGAUUGUAGGAGGAGAGAUACAGCACAUUGUUUACACACAUAUGUUACCAGUGCUUAUUCAGGACUCUGUGCUGGACCAGCAUGGAGUAACAAAAGAGUACGACUAUAAAGAUUCAGUCGAUGCAUCAAUGACAGCAGCAUUUUCGAUGGUUUAUAGGUACCAUAAUUUGAUGCCACACAAGCUUAAUCUUGGAAGAUUGAAAGGAGAUGGUGUUGAGACAUUUGAGCAAUUCAACCAAGAAUCUGUGUUUCAAAAGCCUUCUUUUGUAACCCGUGAUAAUUACGACGGUAUCAACGAGGUCACUCUUGGUAUGAUCCAAAGCCAAUGUCCAUAUGUCAAUAGGUUUAUGAACGCUGCUGCUCGCGAUUUGCUGUUCUUGGAUAAAAAUGGCAAUUCAUUCGAUCUUGUGGCAUUGAACAUAAUGCGCGGAAGAGACUGGGGAACGCCGAGCUACACAGCAUACCGUGCUUUAUGUGGUCUUGGUAUUGCUACCACUUGGAACGACCUUACAAAUACUACCGAUCAAGAGGAUAUUGAUAAGAUGAAAGAAGUUUACGCAGACGUGCAGGAUGUUGACCUAUGGACGGGUGUUAUGACAGAAAAAAAGCUAGCUGGAUCCAUCUCUGGAGCAACCCAAUCUUGCUUAUUGGCCAUGCACUUUGCAAAUAUCAAACACGGUGACAGGUUUUGGUAUGAAGGAAGUUUCUCUGAAGAUCAAUUAGAAGAAAUAAAGAAGAUUACUCUGGCAAGAGUUCUUUGUGACACUCUGGAGGAUAUUACUUUGAUGAGAGAGAAUGUCUUUCGCACGAACUCAGAUUGGAAAAGGUGUUCCGAUAUUGAAGGGAAAAUUGACUUUAGUAAAUGGCAGGAAUAGUAUCGAUAUCAAAAUAUCAAGUAUUGAUGCACAAGAAAAAAACUCAAAAACCAACGUUUCCCAUAGUGACAUUCAUUUUCAUCGUCAAAGAAGAUAUAUAUUUACCAGAUGAGAUCAAAUCUGAAUUUUGAAUAAUAGAUAUAUUCAGUACAGUAUCAUUCUAAAGUUAAACAUUAAAUGAGCCGCAUCAUGAGAAGACCAACAUUGUGCGUUUGCGACCAGCAUGGAUCCAGGAUCCGUGCUGUUUGCUUUCAAUGCCCUUUACAAUUAUAGAAAUCGUAAGCGAACAGCGUGGAUCCUGACCAGACUGCGCGGAUGCGCAGGCUGGUCUGGACACAUGCUGGUCGAAAAUGCACUAUGUUGGUUUUUCUCAUGGUGCGGCUCAAAUGAUGGUCUAAUGAAACCUUUUAUCGUGUUAUGUUUGGAUUAACCAUUAAUCUCUUAUUCUUAAUUAUGUAUCAUAUCUUGUCAAAGACAGUUAAAAAAUGACAACUAAUCUUUAAACUGAAACAAUAAUAAUUUCUUUUUAAUAUUUGACUUUAUUAAUAUUUAUGCCCAUAUGUGAAUAUAUAUUUCAUACAUAUUGCUUUCGUAUUAGUAUACUACGCAUACAAAUAUAAUGUGACAAACAUGAGGAAGACUUAACCCUUCCUACAUUUAUCAGGGAUGACACGCAGAAAGUAUAAAACAAACAGAGUCUUUGAAAUCCAACUAGUUUAGCACAUGCGUGAGGGUUGUUGCACAUAUAUUAAAUAUUAUAUGACUUUUUAUUUUUUUAUAUUAUAUUAUUCCAGAUUUAUAUAGCACUCUUUUCAUUGCAGACACGUAAGAAGAGAGAGAAUUUCAAAGUAGUUUAGCACGUGCACGAGAGUUGUUGCACAUAUAUGACUUUUUUAUAUUAAUAUAUUAUUCUAGAUUUAUAUAGCACUCUUUUCAUUGUAGACAUGUAAGAGAGAGAGCGAGAGAGAGAGAGAGAGAGAGAGAGAGAUGCAUGUUCGGUUAACUUAGCCUGGCUUGCUUUAAAAUAAACCAGCUUGGUUCUUUGACGUUCCUGGUGUGUAGCAAAGGUACAUGCAAAGCCCUUUUCCGUGGGAAGAACCAGUACUGGCCUCUAAAUUGGAUGGGAGACCCUCAGAUUAGUUUCAAACCUUGGACCUCUGGACUGACAGAAAAGUGUAUUACCACUAGACCAACGGACCAUAUUUUCUUACCUUUCAUAAAUAGACUCAUCCCCAACCGAGUCCGUUACUAUUUUUCAUUCUAGAUUUGGGGGAUAGCUUUGGGUGACUGUGUUCUGUGCCUUCAAAUGAUCUUCUUAAAGAUAACAUUUCCUGUUUAAAGAAUUCGUUUAAGUGCUUAGUUAUGAACUGAACUUAUAUUGCACUGUGUAUUAUGUAUAAUCAGGAUAUCUUUCUUGCUAAUUUUGACAAUGUUAAUAAAGACCUUUCAUAUCCUC